CCCCACCCCCGAAAGUUUCUGGAUUCCGGAGAAAGCAGCUCCCGGCCCGGCGCUCGGGAAACUUUGCCCGCGCGAUGAGCGCCCCGCCGCUUCUGCGUCCGCCCAGCCCGCUGCUGCCCGUGGCGGCGGCCGCCGCAGCCGCUGCCGCCGCGCUGGUCCCGGGGUCCGGGCCGGGGCCCGUGCCCUUCCUGGGCCCCUCGGCGGCUCCGGCGGGGGGCCUCUCGUUCCAUCUGCAGAUCGGCCUGAGCCGAGAGCCCGUGCUGCUGAUGCAGGACUCGUCCGGGGACUACAGCCUGGCGCACGUCCGCGAGAUGGCUUGCUCCAUCGUGGACCAGAAGUUCCCUGAAUGUGGUUUCUAUGGACUAUAUGAUAAGAUCCUGCUCUUUCGACAUGAUUCUACCUCUGAAAACAUCCUUCAACUGGUGAAAACUGCUAGUGAUAUCCAGGAAGGUGACCUUAUUGAAGUGGUCUUGUCGGCUUCUGCCACCUUUGAAGACUUUCAGAUUCGUCCCCACUCUCUGUUUGUUCAUUCAUACCGGGCUCCAGCUUUCUGUGAUCACUGUGGAGAAAUGCUUUGGGGGCUUGUGCGUCAGGGCCUUAAAUGUGAAGGAUGCGGUCUGAAUUACCACAAAAGAUGUGCAUUUAAAAUCCCGAACAAUUGCAGUGGUGUAAGGCGGAGAAGGCUCUCCAAUGUUUCCCUCACUGGGCUCAGCACCAUUCGCACGUCAUCUGCUGAGCUCUCUUUCAGUGCCCCUGAUGAAUCUCUCCUGUCUCCUGUAAGUCCUGGCUUUGAGCAAAAGUCACCAUCAGAGUCAUUUAUUGGUCGAGAGAAACGGUCAAAUUCUCAGUCGUACGUUGGAAGGCCAAUUCAGCUGGACAAGAUUUUGAUGUCUAAGGUGAAAGUGCCACACACAUUUGUCAUACACUCGUACACGCGGCCCACCGUGUGCCAGUACUGCAAGAAGCUCCUGAAGGGCCUCUUCCGGCAGGGACUACAGUGCAAAGAUUGCAGAUUCAACUGUCAUAAACGCUGUGCACCAAAAGUACCAAACAACUGCCUGGGAGAAGUGACCAUCAAUGGAGAUUUGCUCAGCCCUGGGGCAGAACCUGAUGUGGUCAUGGAGGAGGGAAGUGAUGACAAUGACAGUGAAAGGAACAGUGGGCUCAUGGAUGACAUGGAAGAAGCCAUGGCCCAAGAUGUCCAGAUGGCCAUGGCAGAAAGCCAGAAUGAUGGUGGGGAAAUGCAGGAUCAAGACCCUGACCAUGAGGACUCCAACAGAACCAUCAGUCCAUCCACAAGCAACAACAUUCCCCUCAUGAGGGUAGUGCAGUCUGUCAAACACACGAAAAGGAGAAGCAGCACAGUAAUAAAGGAAGGAUGGAUGGUCCACUAUACCAGCAAGGACACACUGCGGAAGCGGCACUAUUGGAGAUUGGACAGCAAGUGCAUUACACUCUUUCAAAAUGACACUGGAAGCAGGUACUACAAGGAAAUUCCUUUAUCAGAAAUAUUAUCUCUGGAACCAGCAAAAGCUUCAGCACUAAUUCCUACUGGAGCUAAUCCCCACUGUUUUGAAAUCACUACAGCAAAUAUAGUGUAUUUUGUGGGAGAACACAUGGUGGUCAAUCCUUCCAGCCCCCCGCCAAACAACAGCAUCUUCACCAGUGGCAUUGGUGCAGAUGUGGCCAGGACGUGGGAGACGGCCAUCCAGCAUGCCCUCAUGCCCGUCAUCUCCACAGGCUCACCUGCGGUUUCAGGAAACAACUCACACAAAGAUAUUUCUAUAAGCAUUUCAGUAUCAAAUUGCCAGAUUCAAGAAAAUGUGGACAUCAGCACAAUAUAUCAGAUUUUUCCUGAUGAAGUACUGGGUUCUGGACAGUUUGGAAUUGUUUAUGGAGGAAAACAUCGUAAAACAGGAAGAGAUGUAGCUAUUAAAAUUAUUGAUAAAUUAAGAUUUCCAACAAAACAAGAAAGCCAGCUUCGUAAUGAGGUUGCAAUUCUCCAGAACCUUCAUCACCCUGGUGUUGUAAAUUUGGAGUGUAUGUUUGAGACGCCUGAAAGAGUGUUUGUUGUUAUGGAAAAACUCCAUGGAGACAUGCUGGAGAUGAUCUUGUCAAGUGAAAAGGGCAGGUUGCCAGAGCACAUAACGAAGUUCUUAAUUACUCAGAUACUAGUGGCUUUGCGGCACCUUCAUUUUAAAAAUAUCGUUCACUGUGACCUAAAACCAGAAAAUGUGUUGCUUGCAUCAGCCGAUCCUUUCCCUCAGGUUAAACUUUGUGAUUUUGGUUUUGCCCGGAUCAUUGGAGAGAAGUCUUUCCGGAGGUCUGUGGUCGGUACUCCAGCCUACCUGGCACCUGAGGUUCUAAGAAACAAGGGCUAUAAUCGCUCCCUAGACAUGUGGUCUGUUGGGGUCAUUAUCUACGUAAGUCUAAGUGGCACCUUUCCAUUUAAUGAAGAUGAAGACAUACAUGAUCAAAUCCAGAAUGCAGCCUUCAUGUAUCCACCCAACCCUUGGAAGGAAAUUUCUCAUGACGCCAUUGAUCUUAUCAACAACUUACUGCAAGUGAAAAUGAGAAAGCGUUACAGUGUAGAUAAAACCUUGAGUCAUCCUUGGCUACAGGACUAUCAGACUUGGUUAGAUUUACGAGAGCUAGAAUGCAAAAUGGGAGAACGCUACAUUACCCAUGAAAGUGAUGACUCAAGAUGGGAACAGCAUGCAGGCGAACAGGGGCUACGGUAUCCCACACACCUGAUCAACCCAAGUGCUAGCCAAAGUGAUGGUCCUGAGACGGAAGAAAAAGAGAUGAAAGCCCUCAGUGAGCAUGUCAGCAUCCUCUGAGUUCCAUCCCUUAUAAUCUGUCAAAACACUGUGGAAUUAAUAAAUACAUACAGUCAGGUUUAACAUUUGCCUUGCAGAACUGCCAUUAUUUUCUGUCAGAUGAGAACAAAGCUGUUAAACUGUUAGCACUGUUGAUGUAUCUGAGUUGCCAAGACAAAUCAACAGAAGCAUUUGUAUUUUGUGUGACCAACUGUGUUGUAUUAACAAAAGUUCCCUGAAAUGCUAAACUUGUUGUUGUGAAUGAUUCAUGUUAUAUUUAAUGCAUUAAACCUAUCUCCACUGUGCCUUCGAAAAUCAGGUUUUUUUUUUUUUUUUUUUUUUCUCUCUCUCUUAUAGGAGCCUCAUUUUGGUAAGAGACAGAACCUGUCCAUGAAAUUGUUCUGUUCAGUAUGUCUCAUUUGUGGUGGUGUAAACAAACUCUUGAAGAGUCAAUAAUUGCCAGUGUUCUAUGAACAACUCUGUACACUUGGAAAGCAAUGAAAGAUGGGAAGGGACAUAAAGUUCUAAGACACAAAUGCAUGAUGAUGAAUUUUACCAUAUGGUUUCAAAUCCUUUGCCUGCCUGGUGUGCCUCAGUCUAUUUCAGCUCAAAUACAUGCAACUAGGUAUGCAGAACUGCUGUUCUUAGCCUCAAUGCCUUAGAAAUGUAAACUGGUAUACACAACAGAUGUUUCUAUUUCUUAUAAUGACCUUCUGUACUAUGGAAAACCAGAAACUAAGCAACCUUUUGCCCUUUGUAUAUUUUUCAAUAACAACAAAUAAAUAUUCUUAUCAAAGCAUA
Messenger RNA from Jaculus jaculus (lesser Egyptian jerboa), 3620 nucleotides. RefSeq names its product protein kinase D1 (gene Prkd1). NCBI's taxonomy places the organism in Eukaryota, Metazoa, Chordata, Mammalia, Rodentia, Dipodidae. Gene Ontology annotation, molecular function: ATP binding; protein serine/threonine kinase activity. The record is from RefSeq and is a predicted model, not a curated record. The transcript is spliced from 19 exons. Bases 75 to 2840 code for a protein of 921 amino acids. Gene Ontology annotation, biological process: protein phosphorylation.